AUGCGAUUCUCGGCCCUGGGCCUGUUGGGGCUCUCUGGAGUACUGUCGGCAGCUGCAGUCUCCUUAGUCCAUGGAGAGGAACAAGAUUGGAAUCGAGACGAGUCCACUCAGGAACCCAACUUCUUGAGUUUGCGACCAAGUCUGGCCCAUCAAUACGAUAGUGACAGCAAUAUUCCCAAGGAGAAACAUUUCGCUUCCAUUACCACUAUGACGGUCGGUAUGUAUUUGUCGCACAUUCCGAUCCACAUCGUCGCAAAUGCUAACAUUAAUUUCUCCAGAUUCGCGAACGAGACCUUACCGGACGAAAAAGUCGCUCCUUACCUAUCCAACUUAAUCCAAACCUACCUUGCGACAAUGGACUCGAUCGGCGCCGAGACAUGGAUUAUGCAUGGAACCCUCCUCUCCUGGUGGUGGAAUAUGAAGAUCUUCCCCUGGGACAACGACCUGGACGUUCAAAUCUCGGAACCAACAAUACACUUCCUAGCCGAAUAUUAUAACUUCACCGAUCACCAUUUCGAAAUUCCCGGCGUGGAAGGUGGUCGCACCUAUCUCCUCGAGAUCAACCCCUUCUAUGUCGUCAAAAGCACCUUGGACAGGUUGAAUGUGAUCGACGGGCGAUGGAUCGACAAGUCAUCGGGACUGUUUAUCGACAUCACGGCUGUUCGCCCAGAUGAUGCAAAGCGCCAGCGCGGACAUUCUGAAGCAUUGAUGUGCAAGGAUAAGCACCAUUACGAUGAGAGCGAUAUCUUCCCUCUUCGCGAAAGCUACUUUGAGGGGGUGCCUGUCAAGAUUCCUUAUGCUUAUACCGAGCUGCUUGCUGAGGAAUAUGGUUCUUCGUCCAUGACCAAGACCACUUUCAAAGACCACCAUUUCAACGAUAAGACCAAAGUCUGGGAUCGUCUUACUUCAAAGGUGAAGCGCAUGCUUCGACGAGGCUGGCGUGGUGAUGACCUGCCCAAGAGAAGCCCUGGCACUGAGCCUGCUAUACGCAUGGAUGCCGUUUGA
Messenger RNA from Penicillium angulare, 1005 nucleotides. RefSeq lists its product as uncharacterized. Bases 1 to 1005 code for a protein of 334 amino acids. The transcript has 3 exons. NCBI's taxonomy places the organism in Eukaryota, Fungi, Ascomycota, Eurotiomycetes, Eurotiales, Aspergillaceae. The record is from RefSeq and is a predicted model, not a curated record.